Molecule: messenger RNA, 5537 nt
Organism: Halichondria panicea
Lineage: Eukaryota; Metazoa; Porifera; Demospongiae; Suberitida; Halichondriidae
Product: plexin-A2-like
Exons: 24
Coding region: 2-4825 (1607 amino acids)
Biological process (GO): positive regulation of kinase activity; cell surface receptor protein tyrosine kinase signaling pathway; cell migration
Cellular component (GO): plasma membrane; signaling receptor complex
Molecular function (GO): ATP binding; transmembrane receptor protein tyrosine kinase activity; protein binding
Source: RefSeq, a predicted model, not a curated record
AAUGGCUAUGUUAGUAACUCUCUUUGCCUUGUUUCUGCUGCAAGGGGCAGCUCAAUCUCAAUCGUUCUCCUUCCAAGACUCUACCAAUGUUCCAGGACUGCAAGUGGACUCCAGUGGGAGAACAUUCCUUGCUGCAGGCAACUACCUGUAUAGACUUAAUUUACAGCUAGUGCAAGAGGAGAGAAUUGAUCUAGGAGCUACUGUUAUCAAUAGAGGACUAGCCCUGAGCUCUACUGGGAUGGUGGUGGUGUGUUUAGAGGAUCUCUCUUGCUCUGUCUACAAUGCAAGCAACCUCGGUGCUGGCCCGAUCAGGAGUGUCAGUAAUGCUAUAGCCUCUGCAAAUCCGAACUUUGGAGCAGCUAUCAUUACGUCAGGAGACACCGUCUAUACUGGAGCAUCGACUGGUGCAGGAGAGAGAAUGGUGCUGCAACAAUUCGGAGAGGGGUUCAAUAGAUCUUCCGACAACAAUCGUAAUUUAUUCAAUGGGGGUGAACUGAUUUUUGGGGUUGGUGAAUUCUCCAGACAAUUCUAUGGAGGAUUUGUGAGUGGUAACUUUACCUACUAUGUUGUCUCUGACUAUCAACCUGCUGAUGCACGAGCUAUAAGACUGUUACGUAUUUGCAACAUGCCUGAUUGUGGCGGCCCAAGUACCUGUGGAAUGACUGCUUUGUAUGAACUGGGAUUCAAUUGCGGUUCACGAUCAAUCAGUGGAGCUACUCGUGUGUGUGGAGUGUCAUUAGUGGAGGACUUCAGUGGGAUAUCUGGACCUACUGCUGUGGUAACUAUUUGUACACCUGGCUUCACUACUAGAAACUCUAUUUGUGUGGUCAAUAUCACUGCUGUCAAUGAAGCUAUGGACACUAAAUAUGACUCUUGUAUUGUGUCACGCAGCACUGUUGGAGAAGACAUUAAUAUAGCAUGGAAAACAAUUACAGAUAACUGCAAUGCUCUGCCUGAGGUAACUGGGGACAGAUGUGAUACACCCACUCCUAUCGGUAUUCUCGCCCCUGAUGGUAGUAGGGACAGUAUAGCACCGGUUCGUAUUAACUUUGGAGGUACUGUCCCCACCACCUCAAUAGCUGUGAAGAUGGAGCAGUUCUCUUUUGUGUUUGUGGCAACUGAUGAUUCACGGAUAAGAGGAUACGAUGUCAGUGGUACAUCUACCCUAUUCUACAAUCAGCCAGUGACCUCUCUUGUACAUCAGUUGUCAUGGCAAGAAGGACUGAACUACAUCACAGCAACCACUAAUAACUCGGUGUUCCAAGUACCCAUAGAGGAGUGUUCCCAGCGUAUAGACUGUACCAGUUGUACCAAUAACCUCAACCCGCUCUGUGGGUGGUGUGUGGUGGAGAACAAGUGCUCCCGUCAGACACAGUGUCAGAACUCCAGUCUCUCUAGUAGAUGGACACAAGAUAAUACCAACUGUGUUACAGCCACUGUGGAGCCUAUGCAACCUGUGCUUGACCCUGAGAUUUCUGUUGGAGUGCUCACAGUGGCCCUGACCUCUCCUGGCUUGCCUUUCCUCCUGGCUGGGGAGACCUUCUCUUGUCAUCUUGCAGACAGUGAAGGACGUUUCCCUCCCAUUACAGUACCAGCUGUUGAGGUCACCCAGGGAACAGUUUAUAACUGCAGUAUUACAGGAAUGGUACCUGACUAUCAUGGAGUGACUGCAACUAUCAACCUGGGAUUUCAGAGCUCUCUAUUCAAUGAGCCAUUUGAUAUCACCAACCAAGCGCUCACCAUCUACAGGUGCUCAGCAGGAGAAAGUUGUAAGGAUUGCCUUGGGCUCGAUAGUCCUUGUGGAUGGUGUAACCUCAACAAGCAGUGCAGUGGAACAUCAGCUCCUUGCAGGAAUGUAUCUCAUUUCCUACAGGUGUCUGGAGGCAACAACUUCACUGCCGAGUGCCCCUUAUUGGACACGCCCCCCUCUAGUGAGUACACUCAACCAAUAAGGGUGGCCCAGGACCUUCGACUGACUACCAAGAACCUCAUUUCACCUACGGAUGGCUUUGAGUACUAUUGUGUUGUGAAUGGAGUUAGUCUGAUAGCUCAGUAUGAGAACAAAAACUCCAUUCUGUGUACAGUGGGCAGCGGGCAACUCACACUGCCUGCUGGUGUUGGCAGUUCCACUGUAGAUGUCAAGGUGAUGUGGUCAGGGAAUGGCAUCAACCACCUACUGAGCAGUAUCAUGCAACAGACCAAUGUGACUCUGUAUGAUUGUCGUGAUUUGGCCAGUGGAUGUUCAGAGUGCCUUGUGUCCAUACUGGGAUCAGAGUUCACGUGUGGGUGGUGUGUGAUCAGGGAAAGCUGUGAGGUGUUGCAAGAAUGCACCAAUGAUGUUUGGGUUACUGAGGGGAGAAAUUGUCCUACCCCUUUCAUCAACUCAAUCUCUCCAGAAUCUGGACCAGUUGAGGGUGGUACAGCGAUCACUGUGAUGGGCACUGACCUUGGGGUGACCUUUGUUGACGUUCUGAACGCUACCCUUACAUUAGGAGGUGUAGCCUGCACUCCCAUCAAUACUGACUAUAUACCAGGGAGGCAAUUUGUGUGUGUGACCAACCACUUUGGAAUUACAGGCUUCAAUGUCUUCACUAUGGUCCUAUAUGGCAAUAUACACGUCAAUGUAAACGCUGAUUCCUUCAUUGCGUUGAAUCCUAUUGUUAGUAGCGUCAAGCCGACCUUUGGACCCAUGGCCGGAGGUACCAAACUGACUGUGGGGGGUAAAGAGUUAGGAACUGGUAACCUUGAGAACACUAGAGUCACUAUAGAAAUCAAUGGAGGGCCAACCUAUCCCUGCAGCAUGAUAUCAGUCUUUUCUCAAGAGAUUGAAUGCACCGCUACGGCAGCAAACCUCACCUCCGCUGCAGAGGUGGUGGUUACUAUUGAUGCUGCUAGACUGACUUUCGGAGUGGUGUUCAGUUACCGUAACAAUCCCAAUGUAACUGCUGUGUUUCCUAGCAACACCAUUCCCAGUGGAGGCAUCACACUGACCUUUACUGGACUAGACAUGAACGUGGUACAACAGCCUGUGUUGGAGGUGUAUAGAGGAGCGGGGUCUCCUCUGAGAAGCUACUGCAUUGUUGUGAACAGUACCGCAAUCACAUGCUGUACUCCUAGUCUAGGGACGACCUCACUGACCCCAUUGAACUAUUCCCUGUUGUUUGAUGAUGCCCCACCCACUACACAAGCACGUCUCCCCAUCAUCGUCCAAUCAGAUCCCUUCAAUUUUACACUAGAGGGUUCUCAAGAGGUCACCAGUGGCACAGUGACCCUCAUACGCAUUGUGGGUGAUAAUCUCGACUCAGUGGAGACCAGUGAGAUACGAGUGACCGUGGGAGGGGAGGAGUGUGUCAAGAUACCCUCCAAUAGUAGAGGUAGUGACAUCAUCUGCACUGUCCCCUUGGAGCCGCCAGGAGGGCAGGAACUAGCCAUCAUAAAUGUGACCAUUGGGAGCAACAUAUCUCAAGUAUUGGACCGUCAACUGACUUAUUCGCUUCCUACCUUUCUUGGGCCAACAGUUCCUCUGGAGAUCAUCAUUCCAGUUAUUGUUGUUAUCUUUGUAUUGGUCGUGUGUUUACUGAUGAUUGUGAUUGUCUGCUUAUAUCUGAACUCGAGGAGAAAGUUCAUGUCGAUUGCUAUGCACCAACAAAUGGUAGAGCUUGUGGCUACUACUGGGAAAACUCCGGAGGCAGUGGAUGGAAAUAAUGCACUCGUUAAAUCAGAGCUUGAUGAAAUUGCCAAGUCCAUCCCAGACUCAUUCAAAAUACCAGCCUCCAUAUUGAAGCUCUCCAGUACUGCAAUUGGACAAGGUGAAUUUGGCGUUGUGUACAAGGGAAUUCUGACAGACUGGAACAAAGUACCUAUGCAGGGGGUGGCCGUGAAGACAUUAAAAGGUCUGUUCUCGUUGUCGGAUGUUCAGAGCAUGGUGUGUGAGGUAAACAAGAUGCAGGACUUUGAUCAUCCUCACGUCAUGUCCCUGAUUGGGGUGUGUCUCGAUGCUGGCCCCGGGAUUGCUAUAGUGAUGCCAUAUAUGGCCAAUGGGAGCCUUUUCGACUACCUCAAGAAAGAAAGGGAUAAUCUGGAGCUGGACGAUGACUGUGAGAUUGAUCAGAUUCUGGCAGUGAGGAAACUGCUACUAAAAAUGUGCCAUCAGAUAGCACUGGGAAUGGCCUACUUGGCCGAGCAGAAGUUUGUCCAUCGAGACCUUGCAGCCAGAAACUGCAUGCUGGACUCGGGAGGGGGUAUCAGGGUGGGGGACUUUGGUCUGGCUGAGGACGUCUAUGCUAGCGGCUACUUCAGACAGAACGAUCGAGCCAAUGUGAAGGUGCCCUACAAAUGGAUGGCCUUGGAGAGUCUCAACGAUGCCAUCUUCACAGAGAAAACUGAUGUGUGGUCGUACGGUGUGACUGUGUGGGAGGUUUUCAAUGGAGGACGGACUCCCUACCCUGCCGUGGACCCACUGUCCCUCAUCCAGCUGCUGGGAGAGGGGAGGAGACUAGAGAGACCUCUCACUGCAGCCUGUGCCACCGAGAUUUCUGUGGUGAUGCGCAAGUGUUGGAGGGAGGACCCAGAGGAGAGGCCAACCUUCUUACAACUGUCCUCCAUUGUGGAGAGGCUACUGGCAUCCAUCUCUGGCUACACUGAGCUCGGAAUGGUGCUAGUGGAUACCAGUAAAGAGGAGGAGGAGCUCAUCGGAUUCCCUUUCUUUUUCAAUACAAGUGGAACGUCAAGAGGCAGUAUAGAAGUUCAAGAAGAGAAGACAGGACUAAUUAGAUAUCUUCUCGAAUAUCUCUGGACUAUAUAUAAUAAUUAUAGUAAUAUUUGAUAUGUUGAAUUUGUGAAUCAGUAUUAAAUGACAGCCAUUUUAAGAGCAUGAUAUAUAGCCAGUGCAUAUAGCAUGCUUGUCAGAGAAAGGGAGCUAGAGCUGAACAGUGUGAAGAAAAGCAACACCUCCAGGCUAUGGAAAUGCACUGAUUUUAGGCGCAUGGUUUCUUAGCCACGCCUAUCUAUUAUUUGGCCACAACACAAUUGCUGAGUCAUUAAAGAUGGUGGAAUUGUCUAGGUAAGAGAAAUAGAGACUGAGAGGUCAUCUGCCUCGUAAGCAAUCGCAAAUCUGAAGAAGCGCUUUAUAAUCCAGGUUGUAGUUGUUUGGAAACCCUGUGCAGAAUGUCCUGGAGAUGGCUGUACUUGGAGUAAAUGCUGGGCAAGAAACUUACUCACUCACUCACUUACUUACUUACUUAGUCAGUCAGACAAAGAGCGGUGAAACGUCGAAAUAGUGCAAUUUUUAAAAUGACAAUAUUCACUAAAUUUAAAAAGUUCAUGGAUUAUGAAAUGAGAGAUACAAAGAGAGAAAAGGCUAAAUAAACUAUCUGUCCAUUCAGUUUCUUGAUGUGGCCUUUCCCUGCAGAGGAUAGAACAGUUUGAACAUGUCAAAAUAAGUGAAAUAUUGCUAAACACGGGCAAACCCACUGCCAAUCCUAUGUCAUUAUUUUAUAACUCGAGGCUUGUACAUCAGAAAUGUCAAAUUUCUUAAU